AUGAGGACCGAAUUCUGGCCUGACUACGAUUAUAAAACAGUGGGGAAACUGAUACUCGAAGAUGACACUGAAUUCGUUGGAUACAGUGUGGGGUAUGAAGGAUCCAAGGAAGAAGAGAAAAACUUAUCAAAAAGGGAACUGAUAAAAGGAGAAAAUAAUUGGAACGAAGUAUUGGAAAAGAAAAGUUACUUGAAAGAGGAUCUUUUAUUUAAGAAUAGCAUAACGGAAAAUGAAGAUUAUAUUGUAACAGGAGAAGUUAUAUUCAAUACAGCUAUGGUUGGAUACCCGGAAGCAUUAACAGAUCCAAGUUAUUUUGGACAGAUUCUUGUGCUAACAUUUCCAUCUAUUGGAAAUUAUGGAGUAGAAAAAGUACAUUAUGAUGAAUUUGGAUUAGUUAAAAAUUUUGAAAGUAAUAGAAUUCAAAUUCAAGGGUUAAUAAUAUGUGAAUAUACAAAAAAUUCUUAUCAUUAUAAUUCUUGUAUGACGUUAAGUGAAUGGUUGAAAAUUUAUAAAAUACCAUGUAUAGGUGGAAUAGAUACAAGAGCGUUAACAAAAAUAUUAAGAGAAAAAGGAAGUAUGUUAGGGAAAAUAGUAAUAUAUAAAAAUACAAAGAAUAUAAAUAAUUUAUAUAAAGAAAUAAAUUUAUUUGACCCAGGUCAUAUUGACACUAUUAAAUAUGUUUGUAAUCACUUUAUACGUGUAAUAAAAUUGGAUAAAAUAAGUUAUAAUAAUAACAAUAAAAGUAGAGAAGAUUUAAAAGGGUUAAAUGAGGCAAAUGAUUAUUCACAAGAACAAGAAAAUGAUAACGGUAUUGUAAAGAUUAAUAGUUACAAUUACCAAUGUACAUCUUCUUCUGAAAAAAUAGAUUUUAAUAAAAAUUCAAAUGAGCAUACAUUGUUAAGGGAUAAAAUGAACCUAUUAACAUCUUCAGAUGAGAAUAUUAUGUAUUGUAGUAGUUACCUCAAUUACAAUACUAAUGGGGAAAAGAAGGAUGUUUUUUACAACUUACGUGCUAUAUGUGAAUAUGAGAAGUACUUAAUCGAUUUGGAGGAAAAUACCUCGUUUCAUGAUGGUAAUGUGGAUGAGUAUGGUUAUUACGAUAUUGAAAAGAGUCUACGGAAGUUUCAGUUUACAGUGGAUAGUAGAAGUAAGUGUAAUGGUCAGAAGAACAACGUUCAUAGCAACAGCACUAGUGACAAUGCAUCGAUGGGAGUGAUGGAGAAAUUCAAUCUCAAUAACGACUACUCUACGUAUACAAGGAAAAAACUAAAAAAUGCGGAAUUUCUAAAUUUUGUAAAUAAGAGAAAAUCUGAUAUGGAGAAAAUCAUCGUUAUUGUAGAUUGUGGUAUUAAAAAUAGCAUAAUAAAAACCUUAAUGAAGCAUGGAAAAGAUUUGCCAUUAACCUAUGUCAUUGUGCCUUAUUACUACGAUUACAACAGUAUAGAUUAUGAUGCAGUUUUACUCUCCAAUGGUCCAGGGGAUCCCAAAAAAUGUGAUCUUUUAAUUGAAACCUUGAAGAAAAGCUUACAAAAAAAUAAGUUAAUAUUUGGAAUUUGUUUAGGUAAUCAAUUACUUGGAAUUUCACUAGGAUGUGAAACAUAUAAAAUGAAAUAUGGAAAUAGAGGUGUAAAUCAACCUGUUAUCCAAUUGGUAGACAACAAAUGUUUUAUAACAUCACAGAAUCAUGGAUAUUGUUUAAAGAAGAAAAGUAUAUUGAGAAGGAAGGAAUUAGCUAUUAGUUACAUCAAUGCAAAUGAUAAAUCUAUAGAAGGUAUUACACACAGAAAUGGAAGGUUCUACAGUGUUCAGUUUCAUCCUGAAGGGAAUAAUGGACCAGAAGAUACUUCAUUUCUUUUUAAAAAUUUUCUCAUAGACACGUUUAAUAAGAAAAGAGAAUUUAGAGAACAUAUUGGUCAUAACAUAAUUUGUAUAAAAAAAAAAGUACUUCUUUUGGGUAGUGGUGGAUUAUGUAUCGGGCAAGCUGGAGAGUUUGACUAUUCUGGCACGCAAGCUAUUAAAAGUUUGAAGGAGUGUGGUAUUUAUGUUAUAUUAGUUAAUCCUAAUAUUGCCACAGUACAAACGUCUAAAGGAUUAGCAGAUAAGGUAUAUUUUUUACCUGUUAAUUGUGAAUUUGUGGAAAAAAUUAUAAAAAAGGAAAAACCUGAUUUUAUUUUGUGCACCUUUGGUGGUCAGACCGCUUUAAACUGUGCGCUAAUGUUAGAACAGAAAAAGAUUUUAAAAAAAAAUAAUUGCUUAGCAUUGGGAACAUCGUUAGAAUCUAUUUUAAUAACAGAAAAUAGAAGUAUGUUUGCUGCAAAGCUGAGAGAAAUUAAUGAAGUUAUAGCACCUUAUGGAAGUGCAAGAAAUUUAGAACAAGCAAUCGAAGUUGCCAAUAAGAUUGGAUAUCCCAUCUUAGUACGUACGACAUUUUCGUUAGGAGGUUUAAACAGUAGUUUUAUAAAUAAUGAAGAUGAGUUAACUCAAAAGUGUAAGGAAAUAUUUUUACAAACAGAUAAUGAAAUAUUUAUUGAUAAAUCAUUAAAAGGAUGGAAAGAGAUAGAAUAUGAAUUGUUAAGAGAUAAUAAAAAUAAUUGUAUAGCUAUUUGUAAUAUGGAAAAUAUAGAUCCUUUAGGUAUCCAUACAGGAGAUAGUAUAGUGGUUGCUCCUUCUCAAACAUUGACUAAUUAUGAAUAUUAUAAGUUUAGAGAAAUAGCUCUUAAGGUUAUUACCCAUUUAAACAUUAUUGGGGAAUGUAAUAUUCAGUUCGGUAUUAACCCCAAAACUGGAGAAUAUUGCAUUAUUGAAGUGAAUGCAAGACUUAGUAGAAGCUCAGCACUUGCAUCAAAGGCCACUGGAUAUCCCUUAGCAUACAUAUCUGCGAAAAUAGCAUUAGGUUACGAUUUGAUUAGUUUAAAAAAUAGCAUAACGAAAAAGACAACUGCUUGUUUCGAACCAUCUCUUGAUUAUAUUACAACAAAAAUACCAAGAUGGGAUUUAAAUAAAUUUGAAUUUGCUUCUAAAACAAUGAACAGUAGUAUGAAGAGUGUAGGAGAAGUUAUGUCCAUAGGUAGGACUUUUGAAGAAUCCAUACAGAAAUCGUUAAGAUGUAUAGAUGAUAAUUACCUAGGAUUUAGUAAUACAUAUUGUAUAGAUUGGGAUGAAGGGAAAAUUAUAGAUGAGUUAAAGAAUCCAUCUCCUAAAAGGAUAGAUGCAAUUCAUCAAGCUUUUUAUUUAAACAUACCAAUGGAAAAAAUUCAUGAAUUAACACAUAUAGAUUAUUGGUUUUUGCAUAAAUUUUAUAACAUUUUUAAUUUACAAAAUAAAUUAAAAACCUUAUCACUAGAUCAGUUAUCUUUUUAUGAUCUCAAAUAUUUUAAAAAACAUGGAUUUAGUGACAAGCAAAUUGCACACUAUUUAUCUUAUAAUAACCCUAAAGUAACAGAAGCUAUUGUUAUGAAGUAUAGAGAAAGCUUAGGUUUGCAUCCUCAUAUAAAAGUUAUUGAUACCUUAUCAGCUGAAUUUCCAGCGUUAACAAAUUAUUUAUAUUUGACUUAUCAAGGUAUAGAACAUGACGUAUGUCCAUUGAAUAUGAAAAGGAAGAAAAACAUGGAAGCAGAAAUUAGUGACACAAAGCUGAAUAGGAAAAAAAACAGCAUGUACCCCAACAUUUCUAUUGAGAUGAAAAAAAAGAAAAAAGGAGAAAAGAAGGAGGAAUCAUAUCAUCAUAAGAAUACGUACAUUGAGUUGUGCAGGAACAAUAUAGACAUAACUGUUAUAAAUGAGGAUAAGGUUAGUGGAAAUGCAAAUAAGAAUAACAUGAUGAUGUUAUCAUCACCAGUAGAAAAUUUCAAGAAGUAUACCUUUGUUACAGAAGAAGCACAAGGGAUCUCGUCAAAUCAGGUGUUUAACAAAGAAGGGAAAGAAGAAAAGAGCAUAGGAUCAGACGAAACAAAUAUAUUCAGCGUGAAUAAUUCAUCAAAUAAUAUUUCUCUCCAGAAUGAGCUUAAUAUAGUAUCUGGUUUUGACAUAAAUAACACUUCAAAAAAUGUGAUUAGUAAAAGGGAGACGUACCAAUAUGAAAAGAAUGCUGAUACAGAGGAAGGAGAACACAUAGAUGUGCAGAUGGUAAAUAAAUACAAGUGUGAAGAAGUGAAAAACAUCAUUUCAGAUAAAGGUAAUAAUAACCAUUUAAAAGAAUCUAGUGCAUAUGUAACAACAUGCAAUGUUGUUGGAUGUAACAGAAAAUCCGGAAGCAGAGAAUUAUUAAUGAAUAACAAAAUGGAUGAUAUUUCGAACAGAAGUUCACAUUCUACAAAUGAUCAAUUAUAUUUAGAAAAUUUUAAUACAUCAGAUGAAGAAAUGGUAAAAAAGAAUGGAGGAGAUAUGUAUUAUUUAUCAAAAAAAAAGAAAAAUUAUUCAGAAAUUAAUAGUGCAGGAAAUAUGUACUAUGUAGUAGAUUCAGUAUAUAAUAAUGAAUAUAAAAUGAGUAAAAUGAAAGAAUUAAUUAAUAGCGAAAAUACAGAUAACAAUGAAAGUUUCCUAUGUUAUGAACAACGCGGGUAUGUUGCCAAAUCAGAACAAAUUGGAAGAAUGUCCCAUGUAGGAGGAGAAGGUUUGAGUGGGAUUGGAGGUAGUACUAUUCCCAUUCAUCCAUACAUUUAUGAUGAUAGUAAUAAUGAUAAAGCCAAUGAGAGAAAAAAUGGAGAAACAAAUGAUGACUUAUUCAAGCCACAUCAUGAAGCAGAAAAAGGAAAAAGUAAAUACAGAAGUAGUAGUAGUAGUAGUAAUAAAAAACGAGAUAUAAAAAUGAAUAGUAAUGGUAUAAAUAAUGAUGAUAAAAAUAGUGAUUGUUUCUCUGAAUUAUCUUACCUACGUAAUUGUGUCAAAUCAAGUGAUGCAGAAAAUGAUGAUAUUGAUGAUGCAGAUUAUAACUGUGAGGAUGACAUGUAUACAUGCAGUAGUAGUAGUAGUAGUAGUAGUAGUAGUAGUACAUCAUCUAAUAACUUAUUUCAUGAUUCUGAAGAAUCGUAUAAUAAUUUUUCUUCAAAGGAAUCAGACGUGACUUCUAUAUAUUCAGAAAAUGAAAAUAUAUUUAAUGAAAAAUUUAAUGAUAUUGGAUUUAAGAUAAUUCAUGAUAGGAAUGAAAAGGAAAAGGAAAAAAAAAAAUGUUUUAUUGUGCUAGGUUGUGGUUGUUACAGAAUUGGAAGUUCAGUUGAAUUUGAUUGGAGUGCAAUACAUUGUGUUAAAACGAUUAGAAAAUUAAACCAUAAAGCAAUUUUAAUAAAUUGUAAUCCAGAAACGGUUAGCACAGAUUAUGAUGAAAGUGAUAGAUUAUAUUUCGAUGAAAUUACUACAGAAGUUAUAAAAUUUAUUUACAAUUUUGAAAAAAGUCAUGGUGUUAUAAUAGCAUUUGGUGGUCAAACAUCUAACAAUUUAGUAUUCAGUUUGUACAAAAAUAAUGUAAACAUUUUAGGAACUAGUGCCAAAAGUGUAGAUUGUUGUGAAAAUAGAAACAAAUUUUCGAAUCUAUGUGAUUCCCUAAAAAUUGAUCAACCAAAAUGGAACAAAUUUACAAGAUUAUCAAAAGCUAUGCAAUUUGCAAAUGAAGUAAAGUUCCCAGUUUUGGUAAGGCCAUCUUAUGUACUUUCAGGUGCUGCUAUGAGAGUUGUAAAUUGUUUUGAGGAAUUAAAAAAUUUUUUAAUGAAAGCAGCAAUAGUUAGUAAGGACAGUCCAGUUGUUAUAUCGAAAUUUAUUGAAAAUGCAAAAGAAAUAGAAAUUGAUUGUGUAAGUAAAAAUGGGAAAAUUAUUAAUUAUGCCAUAUCGGAACACGUUGAAAAUGCUGGUGUCCAUUCUGGAGAUGCAACACUUAUAUUACCAGCACAAAACAUUUAUGUAGAAACACACAGAAAAAUAAAAAAAAUUUCAGAAAAAUUAUCGAAAUCCUUGAAUAUAUCUGGACCUUUUAACAUUCAAUUUAUUUGCCACCAGAAUGAAAUAAAAAUAAUUGAAUGUAAUUUAAGAGCUUCUAGGACGUUUCCAUUUAUUUCAAAAGCUUUAAAUCUAAACUUCAUAGACUUAGCCACCAGAAUAUUAAUGGGAUAUGAUGUAAAGCCAAUUAAUAUAUCUCUCAUAGAUUUAGAAUACACUGCUGUGAAAUCACCUAUUUUUUCGUUUAAUCGAUUACACGGAUCUGAUUGUAUAUUAGGAGUAGAAAUGAAAUCAACAGGAGAAGUAGCUUGUUUUGGCCUAAAUAAAUAUGAAGCAUUAUUAAAAUCUUUAAUAGCUACUGGUGUGAAGUUGCCAAAAAAAUCUAUAUUGAUAAGUAUUAAAAAUUUGAAUAAUAAAUUGGCUUUUGAAGAACCAUUUCAAUUGUUAUUUUUAAUGGGAUUUACAAUUUAUGCAACUGAAGGAACAUAUGAUUUUUAUUCGAAAUUUUUAGAAUCCUUUAAUGUAUCAAAGACCUCAAAAUUCCAUCAGAAGCUCAUCCGAGUACAUAAUAGAAGUUCAGAAAACUUACUCCCAAAUAUAACAGAUUUAAUUAUGAAUCACAAAGUUGAAAUGGUUAUUAAUAUAACGGAUACACUGAAAACCAAGGUUAGUUCUAACGGAUAUAAAAUAAGACGUCUCGCUUCAGAUUUCCAGAUUCCUCUAAUAACCAAUAUGAAAUUGUCUUCAUUGUUUAUAGAUUCCCUAUACAGAAAGUUCUCUAGAAGCAAGGAGAAAAAGCCUUUUUACACAAUUAAGAGUUAUGAUGAAUACAUAAGUUUGGUGUAA
Plasmodium gonderi is the source of this 6774-nucleotide messenger RNA. Its product is annotated as carbamoyl phosphate synthetase. NCBI's taxonomy places the organism in Eukaryota, Apicomplexa, Aconoidasida, Haemosporida, Plasmodiidae. Gene Ontology annotation, cellular component: cytoplasm; carbamoyl-phosphate synthase complex. The record is from RefSeq and is a predicted model, not a curated record. Gene Ontology annotation, biological process: L-arginine biosynthetic process. Gene Ontology annotation, molecular function: metal ion binding; ATP binding. The coding region runs from base 1 to 6774 and encodes 2257 amino acids. The transcript is spliced from 2 exons.